AUGCGUGGCGCAGUAUUCAGGAUCAAAGUUGAAGGUCCUGAGCAGCUGGGCUUGCUGCUACUGCCAUGGUAUGAUGAGGCCUACGUCCCUCCAGUGGUGCACGCCUUUUGGAUCGAUUCAACGACCUGGCGGAAGAAGAGGAUCCACAAGAUGAUCCAAUUCGGGCACAGUCAUGCCACCAAGGUGGCCGAUGGGAUCUGGACCGAUGAAGAUGUUCGGCAAGCCGGGGUGCCCAGCUGGCGCGCCGACGCUUGGAGCACCGGCGAAAGCUUAGAAGAGAAUGAAGAGGACAAGACGCUUGUGGGAGCGAGAAACGAACAACAUUUCAACGCAGACUUUGGUUUGGGCAUGGACAAUCUUACGUCUCAUUUGGACAAGUACUAA
Messenger RNA from Colletotrichum orchidophilum, 384 nucleotides. RefSeq lists its product as uncharacterized. NCBI's taxonomy places the organism in Eukaryota, Fungi, Ascomycota, Sordariomycetes, Glomerellales, Glomerellaceae. The transcript has 3 exons. The coding region runs from base 1 to 384 and encodes 127 amino acids. The record is from RefSeq and is a predicted model, not a curated record.